GUUAAUUUGGCCAAUCAGGAUGUCUUUUUCCUUGUCUAGAGAGAAUUACGCUUUUGAAGAUUCUUGUAGGAAAUCUACAAGAACUUCAUCAUGUUCCCGCAGAGACAGCUGGAAUGGUGAAACUCGAUCAUCUUCUCACUGUGAUGUUGAUAUGUCAAAGCCUUUCUUUAAUCCAGCUGGUUUAAACUGGUUUGUAACUGGUCUAUUCGUGGUUGGAGAUCUUGCUGGUGGAGGUAUUGUUGCAUUGCCAACUGCCAUUAUUCAAGCAGAAUUCUGGACCGGUCUGAUAGUAUGUGUCAUUCUCAUUGGAGUUGUCACCUAUACUGCUUACGUUCUUGGGCUCAGUUGGAAUAUUCUGUUGAGCACAUGGCCAGAAUAUAGACAUCAUUGCAGAAAACCGUAUCCAGAAAUUGGUGGAAGAGCUAUGGGAAAGACUUGCCAACUUCUUGUUUCAAUUUGCAUUGAUGUAACACAAUUUAUGAUCUCCGUUGUCUACCUCCUUUUGGCUUCGAAAAACAUUAUGAACAUGAUCAUUGCAUUCUCCGGCACUCACAUAUCUUUCUGCAUUCUGAUUCUCAUUGUUGCAACAUGUCUUCUGCCACUUUGUUUCCUCAAAUCGCCUCAAGAUUUCUGGUGGGCUGUUGUUAUUGCCAUGAUGACAACAUCUGCAGCUGUUAUUCUAAUUAUUGUUGGAUCAAUCAUCGACUAUGGAAAGUGUGCUCCAUUCGCGAAACUUCCACCAUUCAGAACCACCAACCUGUUUCUUUCAAUGGGAACUCUACUUUUCUCCGUUGGUGGGCAUUCCGCUUUUCCAACAAUUCAACAUGAUAUGAAACAACCAAAAGAGUUCACGAGAUCCGUUUUUCUUGCUUUCACAAUCAUGGCGUUUAUGUACAUUCCAGUCUGUAUUAUGGGAUACUUGGUAUAUGGUGACUCGCUUCGCGAUUCAAUUAUUCCAUCAAUUCAAACUGUCUGGAUUCAACAGGCCAUUAAUAUUAUGAUCACAGUCCAUUGUAUUCUAACUCUCACAAUUGUCUUCAAUCCUCUGAUGCAAGAAGUUGAAGAGUUGUUCCAUGUCCCACAGAGAUUUGGACCAAAGCGAGCUAUUGUUCGUACUGGUAUAAUGGUUGCCGUUGUCUUUGUUGCCGAAUCAGUUCCAACAUUUGGACCACUUCUUGACUUGGUUGGAGGAUCAACAUUGACACUCACUUCAGUUAUUAUGCCAUGCUUAUUUUAUAUUUAUUUGAAUGCUUAUAAAAGAAAAGAAGAGAUUACUGGAAAACCAGGAAAUGGGCCAGUUGGAUGGAGAGAUGUUAUCACUUUUAACCAGAAACCAACGCUUUGUAUUUGCAUUAUUAUUAUGAUAAUUGGUCUUAUUGGAGGAGGAUGCGCGACAUUUUCAGCCAUCGUUGAAUUAACAACCACGCAGUUUAAUAUGCCAUGCUAUGUUUCUGUAUUCCAACACAAGCCGGCUGACAACGGAACAGCUUCUCAAACGAAUUGCUGUGGUACAUACCAGAAUGUUUCUAUAUUUAGUGAUGGAAAAUGUAGUGACCCCCAAUUGCAUUUCUAUAGCUAAAAUUGAUUUUUCUCUUUGUGGCUUUAAUUUUUCCAUUCGAUCUUUAACUUCUCUCCAGAAGAAGCUGUGCAAUUGUUUUCUAUUAUUUUUCAUUUUCUCUGUACAAAUUUUGGAUUAAUUUGUAUUCCUUUCCGUUCACAUGUAUAGAUAAAAAACACGUUUCUAACCAGUUGACCCCCAGUGAAAAAAUGCGGUUAAAAAGGGUUUGUUGUUUCAAUGAUUACAAAUAAAUUUCUAAAUUUU
Molecule: messenger RNA, 1822 nt
Organism: Caenorhabditis elegans
Lineage: Eukaryota; Metazoa; Nematoda; Chromadorea; Rhabditida; Rhabditidae
Gene: Y32F6A.4
Product: Amino acid transporter transmembrane domain-containing protein
Exons: 10
Coding region: 20-1579 (519 amino acids)
Cellular component (GO): membrane
Source: RefSeq, marked reviewed